Messenger RNA from Leptidea sinapis, 1147 nucleotides. RefSeq names its product DNA excision repair protein ERCC-1 (gene Ercc1). The transcript is spliced from 5 exons. Gene Ontology annotation, molecular function: damaged DNA binding; single-stranded DNA binding. Bases 257 to 1069 code for a protein of 270 amino acids. The record is from RefSeq and is a predicted model, not a curated record. NCBI's taxonomy places the organism in Eukaryota, Metazoa, Arthropoda, Insecta, Lepidoptera, Pieridae. Gene Ontology annotation, biological process: UV-damage excision repair; meiotic mismatch repair; mitotic recombination. Gene Ontology annotation, cellular component: ERCC4-ERCC1 complex; nucleotide-excision repair factor 1 complex; nucleus.
AAAGUUUAUUUUAUAUUUUAACGCCCGUCGGAUUUUUUUAAAUUAGUUCACUAAGUUUUAGUUUAACUUUGUAUAGGCUGUACUAAUUUCUAAAUUUUGAUCGCAGUGAUAGUCUUUACUCUUUAAUUAUUGUAGGUAGAACACAAUAUUUUUUUUAAUUUGGACUUUAUUACUAUACAUAUUAAUUUGUUUUUCUAAAUACAUAAUAUUAUAAUUACACAAAAAUACAUCUAUUUGUGGAAAUUGGGGACCUAUAAUGGACUUAGAUGACGGAUUUGAUGAAUUGUUAGCACAAAUUUCAGAACCAACCUCACCCAAAAAGCAAAAACUUGAAACAGAACAGCCAAGUACAUCCAAAGAAAUUGCUACAAAGUCAUCCGCUUCUAAAAGUCACUGUGUUUUAGUCAAUCAAAAACAGCGUGGCAAUCCUCUGUUGAAAUUCAUUGUCAGUGUUCCUUGGGAGUUUGAUGAUAUUGUACCCGAUUAUGAAAUUGGAAAAACAAUAUGUAUCCUCUUUCUCUCAGUACGAUAUCACAACUUGAACCCUGAUUAUAUAAAUAACAGACUCAAGGAAUUAGGAAAGAAAUAUGAUUUGAGAGUUCUUCUUCUUCAGAUAGAUUUGAAAGAUCCUCAUGCCGCCUUGAAGAAUCUUACGAGGAUCUGUCUCCUCACUGACAUGACUCUCAUGCUUGCCUGGAGCCCUGAGGAAGCUGCCAAGAUUAUUGAGAAUUAUAAGAUUUAUGAAAACAAACCACCCGACACGAUUAUGGAGAAAAUUGAGAAUGAUCCUCACCUAAAGAUUGUAAACGCGCUAACAUCGAUUAAGCCAGUUAACAAAACAGAUGCAAUGACGUUAAUAACAAGAUUCGGCACAUUGGAAAAUAUAAUUAAAGCAACAGAGAAUAUACUAGCAGACUGUCCCGGUUUCGGAGCAACUAAAGCUAGGAAACUGUAUAAAGCUUUACAUGAACCAUUCUUAAAGGCAGGAAUACCAGCUAAAGAAGAUCCCUUUGAUGGUGAUAUUAAUUUGGAAGAUGUUGAAGAGGCAGAAAAUAAAGUUAAUAGUUGAUAAGUUAUGUUAGCCAGUACGGAAUCAAAAUGGAAGCUCUACAAUACAGAUUAAAUGAAUAUCAGGAAAUCUGCAGGU